Messenger RNA from Trematosphaeria pertusa, 939 nucleotides. RefSeq lists its product as uncharacterized. Bases 1 to 939 code for a protein of 312 amino acids. The record is from RefSeq and is a predicted model, not a curated record. NCBI's taxonomy places the organism in Eukaryota, Fungi, Ascomycota, Dothideomycetes, Pleosporales, Trematosphaeriaceae. The transcript is spliced from 4 exons.
AUGCGACUCGCCAUAGGCGCUCCAGCGAGCGGCUUAUGGGCCUGGCUCAGCAAGAAGAUCACCAAACUCGUCACUGCAACCAGCGACUACGCCUGGUAUCUAGACAGCACAUACUCCACCGGACUCAUGGCGCAAGCAAAAUGCCAGACGCCGAGCUUGCGCUGCAUCCGCAAAGCGCAACAGCUCGGCCGCGCAAUCCACUACGAGCGAGAAGAGAGCGAACAGCACGCACGAAAGGCGCGGCUUGUGGCCGCGGAGCAGGAACGCGCUCGCGCGGCGAAAGAGCAAGAAGAGUGGGAGGAGAUUGUUAAGAAAGCAUUGGCUUAUGACAAGCUCUCUGCGGAAGACUUUACGUUUAAUAUCCGCCACCAUCACGUUACCACGAACUACAUCAAUAUCGACACACUCAGCCAGACCCAUGUCGACAUGCAGGGCGCUACCUUCCACGCUUCUUGCGCUACGCCUUCCGCUUCAGCAACGGUAGCGUCCCACGAGGAUAUGGCUGCCGCCGCUGUUAACAAUCGAUUCUUUGAGCCAGCUACCGCAGAAGCGCUCGCGGGCAGAAUGUGGUUCAAUAUGCUUGUCAUCGUCUGCAUGUUGUUCGGUCUCCUCGGCCUCUUCACUUUCCUGCGGCUCGCGUGGCACUUCUGCCGCUGGGUAUUUGCGAAGCUCGUCAAAAAGACGGAGCCGAGAGCCCUCACGCCGCUUAAUGGCAACCUCGCCGGCGUCCCAUCCCAGCCAAUCUCUGGCCUCAGUAGCAGUAUUUCUAGACCGAGUCCGUCGAGGCCUUGCACGGCCCCGAAUGAGAAUUCCGUCCUGCGCGCUCGAGCCUCGAGAGAGGAUAGGAAAAACCGCGUCGACAGAAUGGUGGCUGAGGAUAGAAGACGCCGUUUGGAACGGGAGCGGGAGGAACUGGCCGAUGACGGGAUUGUGGAGUGA